AGAGAGAGAGAGAGAGAGAGAGAGGGAGAGAGAGAGGGAGAGAGGGGAAGAAGGGCCAUGGCGAAUCUGUUCGGAUGGCUCAUGACCUUCUUCUUCCUCGUAUCUCUUCUCUCCAUUAUUGGUUAUCAGCUGAUUUGUUUCGCUGAUCUGGAAUUCGAUUACAUUAACCCUUAUGACUCGGCGGCGCGGAUAAACAUGGCCGUGAUGCCGGAGUUCGUAGUACAAGCCGUUUUCUGUUUGGUCUGUCUAACGACAGGACAUUCUUUUAUGUUCUUCAUGUCUCUCCCAAACUUAUACUAUAAUUUCAGAUUGUACGUGAGGGGAGAGCACUUGGUUGAUGUAACCGAGAUCUUCAAUCAGCUGAGCUGGGAAAAGAAGCAACGACUUAUCAAACUCGGCUAUCUCGUAACCCUUUUAGUUGUUUCUCUAGUUUGGUUGAUUUUGACUGUAGGAAAUGAUAAUUACUGAACCGGCUUUGAUCGCCCUGUUCCAAUUUUGUGGAUAAAGUUGGGAGAUUUAUCCGCUCAGGAAGUGAUGAUGCUGCGAAGUUGGUUAGGACAUUAAGGUAAAGACAAGUGGAAAAAAUGGGAAGUCAAAAGAGGAUCAUGCUCCAUGGCACAUGCAGUCCAAGCAAAUAUUCUAGAGAACUGUUUUAGGUGAAUGGUGAAUUGAAAAGAAACAUGAAAAUUUCUUUUGAAUAGUCAAAAAGUGAAAACAGAAAACAAAAUAGUUAUAUAAACUAAUCGUAAAGCUACUGAUACAAUUGAUUAAUCUAUGUCUAAGUAUAAACUUUUCUGCAGUAAACUUCAGACUAUAUGAAACAAGCAGCCUAAACCUACCAAAAACUGGUAUGAUCGAUAUAGUUAUUUAGGGUCGUACAAAGAUUGGCUGAUAGGAUUGAAUUCUAGUUAUUUUCAUACUUGGA
Messenger RNA from Theobroma umbraticum, 925 nucleotides. RefSeq names its product protein cornichon homolog 4-like. Gene Ontology annotation, biological process: vesicle-mediated transport. The record is from RefSeq and is a predicted model, not a curated record. NCBI's taxonomy places the organism in Eukaryota, Viridiplantae, Streptophyta, Magnoliopsida, Malvales, Malvaceae.